Molecule: messenger RNA, 1901 nt
Organism: Pungitius pungitius (ninespine stickleback)
Lineage: Eukaryota; Metazoa; Chordata; Actinopteri; Perciformes; Gasterosteidae
Product: pre-mRNA-splicing factor 38B
Exons: 2
Coding region: 437-1213 (258 amino acids)
Source: RefSeq, a predicted model, not a curated record
UGCAGGUGCGGUCCACCACUGGCACACGCCCUUUGGAGACAUCCACACCCCUGGUUCCCACGGAAAAACGGCCCCCGUCAUUCUGCAGCGCGACGGGAGCCUGACGAUCCCCGACAGCAGCAGCUUCCACCGCGGCGUGUACUACUGCCUCCUGCGGAACACGAAGGGAACGACACUGUGGCCCUACGACCUGCACGUGGACGGCGGAUAUCAGCGCAGCGAUGCGUUCAGGUUCCGGAGGGACGUUGGCUCGGAGGAGCAGACGCAGGCCGGUGUCUCACACGGUCACUUUGCGGGAGCUGUGGCGGCGUCAGUGGUGUUGACGUUUGUGGUGGGCUUCAGCGCUGGAGCGCUAACGAGGACCCCUGUUCUCAGGUGUCUAAGCGCAGUCACUACAAGGUUGCGAUCACCACGGCAACACCAUCACCGAACUGACAUGACAGUGGGUGGCUCUAAGGUUACCAUGACAACCAAGCCGCUGACAUUCAACAACCAGGCCAUUGAGAUGGUGCAAGGGUCAGACGAUGACUCUGCAGCUUGUGCAAUGGCGGAGACGUCUUCAUCAACACACACAUCAUCCAAUGCCAAACCUCAGAGAAGCUUCAGGCCAAAACACAACACCAGGGAUGUGGAGGGAUGGGACCAGAAUAAUGGGUGCGAUGGGGAGGCCAGGGGGAAGAGGGCUUUCGGUGGUUACUAUCUGGAGAAUGAAGGGGGUCCAUGCAAAACUGAGGACAGCGAGCACAUACGGGAGAGAGAGGAGGUGCGGAGUCAGGGGGAGGAAGCCGGUGAUGAAGACAACAGGACCAACGAGAAUGGGGGCCAGAGAAGAGGAAGUUCUGAGGAGAAAGGGAGGGCUCAAGAGGAGACAAAUGACAGAGCAAAGAGGAGAGAGGAGGAUGGAGAGACAGACAAAGGCAAUGAAGACAGUGAGACGAGCAGUAGCACACAGGAGGGAGGGGGAGCCAGGUCGUCGCCCCUCCCAGGUCACCGUAGACGAGUCAUCCGCCUGUACCAGUACGACGAGGAGGGCCAGCGAUACGGUCACCUUCCGGACGCCACCGCGGCCCCCGAGCCAGACCCGGCCCCGAGGCUAAAGCAGCGCUCGCUGUCUUUAACACGCCUCAACGCCAUCAUGGCCGCCGCCUCUGCAGGGCCACUGGACACGAGCGAGACAGGGAAGGAGAGACCACACUUCGACAUGGAGAUCUAAACCCCCUCGAGCAGCAGACACCUUGCAAAAAGAUAUACUUGCACAGCAGGCUGUGUUAUGCCCCAACAUGACGUCAACAUGCCACCAGCGAGGGGAUAAUUAACAGCGUAAUCGAUCCUCUGAGCAGAUGGUGGGACACUAGUUCUUCAAAUCAGAUCAUAAGUAGCUUUGAUCCGUUCAGGGACAAACAAUAAAUACAAAGAUCAGGUUUCAUAAGCUCCAUGUUCCAUCAGCUUAGGCUGUGCUUUUAAAAGAUUAAUUGAGCUUGUAUAGCUCUUUUAUUUUUUUAAAGCAGACUCCCUAGCUAUAUUAAUGCCGAUAGCAUUCACCCACAUCACAUUUGUGGAAUUGCAUUAAGACAAUUUUAUUUUAUGUAAUGGGCCAAAUUGUCUAGAUUGGUUUUCUGAUGAAUAAAAAGAUGAAUUUACCAGAAUUAUCGGAUGAAAAAAAGUGCAAUCUAGGAUGUGUAAUAUGCUGGUGAGCAGGUCAGGGCCACACCAAGUUCCCACGGAUAAAGAGCUAAAUCGAGUUAGCUCUUUUUAAAAUGGAAAAACCAGUUGACCCUCAUAUCACUGUUAAAUAUUCAGCUGGCAUUUCAUAAAGUCUUCUCAAAUGUAUUACAAAUUCCCGCCAGACACGCAUGUACUUGAAAAGCCAAUUAUUACGAAGCAGUUCAUAAUACUUCUAU